AUUGAUAAGAAAAAAAAUCAAUACUCGUUACCAUGGUUACGAAAUAAAUAACUUUGCCCUGGAGCUAUAUAUAUAUGGAAUUUAUAAAAAUAAUAUAAUGAAUUAUUUUGAAAAUGCCGCAAAUUGAUCGUGACGUAAAUAAUCUUAUCGAUAAGUACUGCGGUGAAGAAAAAAGUUUACGAGAACAAUUAAAAAAAUGUGAAGUUGAAGGCGAAAAAAAAGUAAAUUUAAAUUUACAAAGAAUUCAAAGUCAUAAAAAAUUAAUUUAUAUAAGUAAUGAAGAAGCGCGGGAGCGUAAUCGUCAAUUAUUAGAAAAAUUGGAACUGUCGAGAGCACGUUUACGAACACUUACAUCUUUUACUCCAACAGACCAAGAACUCGGCGAACGUGCAGCAGCCUACCGAAAAUAUUUAAUAAAAUAAUGAAUUGAAGAAAUAGUUGAUUAGUAAAUCCAAUAACUCGAGCCGAACGAACAAACUAUUUAAUUAAAAGUUUGUUGAUCGUCCGGAUCGAUGCAUCAGACCACAAAUUUAAAUUUUCCGCCAAUAUUUGAAUUUCAAAAUUCAAAAUCCACUCCUGUAAUUCCAUACAUUUCUUCUUAGACAAUUAAUUAAAUUCAAACACGACUGAUUACUCCAAUUAAUUAACAUCUACAAUAAUAACAGUAAUUAGUAAAAUAAAAAAAAAUUAAACUAAAGAAGAAAA
Microplitis mediator is the source of this 705-nucleotide messenger RNA. RefSeq lists its product as uncharacterized. The record is from RefSeq and is a predicted model, not a curated record. The transcript has 3 exons. Bases 114 to 422 code for a protein of 102 amino acids. NCBI's taxonomy places the organism in Eukaryota, Metazoa, Arthropoda, Insecta, Hymenoptera, Braconidae.